AUCGAUUGUUGUACAAAAGUCUAUAAAUUUAAAGAACAUUGUGUUUGCAUAGUAAAAUGUCGCUUAUAAUCGUUCAAUUUUCUUCAAAUUUUUGACACGUGACGUUACCUGAGUUCGAUUUAAAUUAUGACUUAGUCUUCGCGAGAGACAGCAUAAACUUUUAUGUUACGCAACUUACAUAUACAUUAACGAGAAAUGUAUUAUUCUUCUGUUAUGUAAUUUAAAUUCAUCAUUGUGCUUAUCUGCUUGCACUGUGGCAAAUUAUAUAAGAUUCUUCUUGAGAAUGAAAAAUAUCUUAAAAUGUGUACAACGAAAUUUGCCGUGUCAAUUACUGGUGCAAUAAUGAAUUUGCCAGAGAGAAUGACGACAAUAGGAAUUCGAAAUCUCAUUGCUUUUUUUAUUAUUCUUCUGCAUGGAGGAAUAUAUGGAAAAUAUUUGGAGGGUCUUAACAUGAAUUUGGGAGAUGCCCUUCAAUUUCUCAGACAAUACGAUAGCGAAGCCUCACACAGGUGCACGAGAGUGACGACAGCCCAGUGGAACUUCGAGACAAACGUUACUGAUGUUAAUCACCAGAAAAUGGUGGACGAACAAACAUUAAAAUUAAAAUUUGAAAGAGCUUCUUGGCGGGAAGCGGUUACUUUUGCUUGGAGUCGAAUACCAGAUCCUUUAGCAAGAAGAGAACUUAAAAUGAUUGCUACGAAAGGUCGAAGUUCCCUGAGUGAUGAUAAAUUUUUUCAGAUACAUCGUUUGAUAGCGGAGAUGAAAGAGAUGUAUGUUAACGCCAGAGUAUGUUCGUACAAACAAAUUGAUGGCGAAUGUAAUUUGAAUUUGGAUCACGAUCUAAAUAAAAUAAUGGCGCAGUCAAAAGAUUACGACGAAUUAUUGCAUUAUUGGCAUGCUUGGCACGAAGCAACUGGCCCACAACUACAAAAUAAAUAUUUGAGAUAUGUUCAAUUGGCCAAUCAAGCAGCUAAAUUAAACGGUUUUGCCGAUGCUGGCGACCAGAUGAGAGAAUCAUUUGAAGAUGAAUAUUUCCAGCAAAAUAUAGCGGAGAUAAUGUCAGCUAUAACUCCACUCUAUAAGAAUCUUUUCACUUAUGUGCGAUCAAAACUAAUUGAAAGAUACGGUGAUAAAAUACGCGAAGAUGGGCCUUUACCGGCACAUAUUUUAGGAGAUAUGUGGGCUCAAAAUUGGGAAAAUUUGUUCGAAUUAGUGCAACCAUUUCCUGCAAGCAGAAAGCUCGAUGUAACUUUAGAUAUGAUGAUCCAAGGUAUUACUCCAAUGAGGAUGUUCCAAAUAGCAGAAGAGUUCUUCACUUCGCUCGGAAUGAAACCGAUGCCACCGGAAUUCUGGAAAUUCUCCAUAUUUGAAAAACCCGUUGAUAGAAAAAUUAAGUGCACUCCCAGGGCGUGGGACUUUUGUAAUAAAAUUGAUUACAGGAUAAAGCAGUGUACUAAAGUUACAAUGGAAGAUCUACUGUCUACCCAUUACGAAAUGGCGCAUUUGCAAUAUUAUUUACAAUACAAGGAUCAUCCACUAUCAUUCCGAAACGAGGCAAUUCCAGGAUUCCACGAAGCUGUUAGCAAUGCAAUUGGUUUAUCCAUUUUAACUCAUCAACACUUACAUAAAAUUGGUCUGCACGAUAAUUCAACGUACGAUUAUGAUAGUAGCAUAAAUUUUUUAAUGCUAAUGGCUCUCCGCAAAGUGGCUUACUUGCCGUUUGCUUAUAUAGUUGAUCAGUGGAGAUGGCGUGUCUUUAGCGACGGCGUGGAAGAUAUGACAACUCAUUGGUGGGAAUUAAGAUUGCAAUAUCAAGGCAUUGUUCCGCCUAUAUCUAGAUCCGAAAGAAAUUUCGAUCCAGCGGCGAAGUAUCACAUCCCAGCGGACAGUCCUUAUACCAAGUAUUUUGUGAGCACUGUAUUACAGUUUCAAUUGUUCCAGUCCUUGUGUGAAAUUUCGAGUCAUACUGACGAAUUGCACACUUGCGAUCUUUACAGAUCACGAGAAGCAGGUCGACUAUUAUCAGAUGUCCUGUCGAUGGGGGCUUCUAGACCAUGGCAAGAUGUUGUCAGGCAAAUGACAAGAGGCCGAACGAAUAGAAUAGAUGCUGGUGCCAUGCUCAAAUACUUUGAGCCUUUAAAUGCGUGGCUGAAACGACAAAAUGAGAUGCAGCCUGUGAUCGGCUGGAUUGCAAGUCGCGACGACAGAGGAAUUUUUCAUUUUGUUUCAGAAUUUUUCGUUCAAUGGUAUCAAAACAGUGCACGAAGAAUUGAAUUGUGGAAUUUAUUCCCUCUACUGCUUGUAAUAUCUAAAAUUUUUAUUUGUUAAUAAUAUAUUACAUCGCUCCGAUGAUUUAAAAUAUUUAUAC
Molecule: messenger RNA, 2368 nt
Organism: Wasmannia auropunctata (little fire ant)
Lineage: Eukaryota; Metazoa; Arthropoda; Insecta; Hymenoptera; Formicidae
Product: angiotensin-converting enzyme-like
Exons: 14
Coding region: 301-2328 (675 amino acids)
Biological process (GO): proteolysis
Cellular component (GO): plasma membrane
Molecular function (GO): metallopeptidase activity; peptidyl-dipeptidase activity
Source: RefSeq, a predicted model, not a curated record